This is a messenger RNA of Lycium ferocissimum, 1125 nucleotides long. Its product is annotated as protein NRT1/ PTR FAMILY 5.10-like. Lineage: Eukaryota; Viridiplantae; Streptophyta; Magnoliopsida; Solanales; Solanaceae. Gene Ontology annotation, molecular function: transmembrane transporter activity. Bases 1 to 1125 code for a protein of 374 amino acids. The record is from RefSeq and is a predicted model, not a curated record. Gene Ontology annotation, biological process: transmembrane transport. The transcript has 7 exons. Gene Ontology annotation, cellular component: membrane.
AUGGAGAACAGAUACUUUGUCUUUUUAUGUAUCUUUGGUGGUUUUAGGGCAGAGAGAUGGUGGCUCUUGCAUCGGAAUGACAAGGUAUUGCCAGUGAAAAGGACGACGAUGACGAGAUCUAUGACGGCGAGGAAUGAAGUUACUUGGGUCCAAUGGAAUGGAAAUGAUCCCCUACGACUCAAUUAUUGCCAUGCUACUAAAAAUGGCCAUUUCCGAAGUGAAGAAGCAGAAAAAACUACAACCUUUUAUAACAACGUCGUUGCAGGGUGCGUUGACUACUAUGGUCGUCCCGUACUCCGAUCAAAAUCCGGUCGAUGGCGAUCCGCCUCCGUCAUCAUAUGUGUGGAAAUGGCGGAGAGAUUUGCAUAUUAUGGUAUAAAUUCUAACCUAAUUAAUUACCUGAACGGGCCCUUGGGGCAGUCCACCGCAGCAGCGGCGGAGAACGUGAAUGCAUGGUUUGGAACGGCGGCGCUCACUCCGCUUUUGGAUGCUUUGGUGGCUGACUUCUUCCUUGGCCGUUAUCAAACUACUGUGUUUGCUUCUCUGCUUUGCAUUUUGUCUUCUGACUGCCAAACUACUGAUAAUGCCAAUGCAUGUUCUCCUCCUCAACUCCAAGUUGUACUAUUCUUUUUCUCAUUGUAUCUGGUGGCAAUAGCUCAGGAAGGACACAAGCCUUGUGUUCAGGCUUUUGGAGCUGACCAAUUUGAUCCACUAGAUCCCAAAGAAUGCAAAGCCAGAAGUUCUUUUUUCAACAGGUGCUCAUUUUUCUUUUCAACUACCUAUGUGGUACUUUAUUCGCAUACCCAACACCAAAUGCAAUAUCUAUUAUUUGGAAUUACUGAAGUAUUCACAAUGGUUGGUCUCCAAGAAUUCUCCUAUGACCAAUUGCUAAGAGAAUUCAGAAGAAUAGAUCUUUCUCUUUAUCUUAGUAGUUUUGGUGUGGGGAGCUUUCUAAGUAGCUUCUGUUGUGCUUUCUUCCAUAUCUUUGUUAUUGAGAAAACCACAGGUGGUGAUAGAGAUGGUCGGAUUUCAUACAACUUGAACAGAGGACAUCUAGAUUACUUUUAUUGGCUACUUUCUGGACUAAGAGCAAGUUUGGAUGGGUUUAAAAAAAGCAGCUUAUAA